Staurois parvus is the source of this 510-nucleotide messenger RNA. NCBI's taxonomy places the organism in Eukaryota, Metazoa, Chordata, Amphibia, Anura, Ranidae. The record is from the annotation of a GenBank genome assembly.
GCCUGUGACAGGAUUUGUCUUCUGACAGAUGGACCUUACCAGGAGCCCCGGCUUACCUGCUGGUACGGAGAGCUGCCUUAUACCUACUCGCGCUCUACGAUGCAGGCCAAUCCCCAUUGGCAUCCUCUGCUCACCAUGCUGAAGGACCGCAUCGAGGAGGUGACCGCAUUCAGCUUCAACUCCCUGCUCUGCAACCUCUACAGACACGACAAGGACAGCAUAGACUGGCACAGCGAUGAUGAACCCGACCUCGGCAGGAAUCCCAUCAUCGCCUCAUUAAGCUUCGGAGAGACCCGGGUGUUCCAGAUGAGGAAGAAACCCCCACCGGAGGAGCGGGGAGAUUACACGUAUGUGGAACGUAUACAUGUCCCGCUGGAUGGUGGCACCCUUCUGAUCAUGGAAGGAGCGACACAGUCAGACUGGCAGCACCGCGUGCCCAAAGAAUACCAUGACCGGCGACCGCGCAUCAACCUGACCUUCCGCACCAUGUGCCCAGAGACUAAAGCCUGA